Molecule: messenger RNA, 768 nt
Organism: Oldenlandia corymbosa var. corymbosa
Lineage: Eukaryota; Viridiplantae; Streptophyta; Magnoliopsida; Gentianales; Rubiaceae
Source: the annotation of a GenBank genome assembly
AUGAAAGAACUGAGGGUCUCUUCUCAUGGCAAGGUACUCAAAUACUUCUCUUUUGCUAAGUGUCAGCUGCAACAACAUCUCUCUAUCCGCAUUACAGCUCUAGGUAUCGCCAUUCCAAAGGCUAUAGCUACUGGUGAGCUGCUCAAAGCUCAACUGGAACAUCUCCAACAAAUUGUCACGACCACUCUGACGAACGGGGUUUCUACAAUUGUUAUAUCCUUGAGCUUGGAUUCAUUUCAUGAUACGAGGAAUCAAAAUCCAGGCUGCUCAAACCAAGGUAACCAUCGGAAGAAGAGGCAUGCCAACACCAAGUCGCGUCAUAAUUCAGCCACUACCAAAGCAGAGCAUAAGCAAUGGAGGAGAGUCCCCUCUCCCGCAUGUAGUGUCGUUCAUGCUCCUGAUGCUGUUCCAGAUGCUGUUGUUUUUGUUAUUGAUUCUGUUUUUGGGUCUUCCCUAUCAGAAUCAACAGAUAUGGAUCAUGAUUGCAAGGGAAAGAUGUUGGACAGCACUAUGUUUGAUACAACUAGAGGAGAAUCUCAUCAGAAUAAAAGAGGUUUGGAUUGUUUGGAAGUGACUGAGACUUUAAGGAAACGCAGACUGACUGUCAAGGAAAGGUUGCUGAGAUGUAGCAAAAGGUGCAAGCUUCGAUGGACGAAUUAUUUGAGGCCUUUGGGAAUGACCACCAAGAAACUCUGCGUCGGCGUCUCCAAAGGAAGCAGUGCACCACCUAUGGGACUGAUAGUUGUUCAUCCUGUGUUGGAGGAAUGA